UUGUUUCCUCCAAAGCUUGAGUUUGACGGCUACCCUUUCUGAAAUCCUCUUCGUCUUUGCCUCCAUCCACCACUCCUAAAACCCAAGCUGAUUUCUGUACCCUAAAUUUCAGCUUCUUACUCCUCUCCUUUUCUAAUUUAUCUUUCUCCUCCCUUCUGAAAUUAAGGGUAUUCAGGUUGCGAUUUGGAUACGAGGGUUUUGUUUGUCACUGAGAAGUUAAUUUUUGGCACCAUUUGAUUAAAUGGGAGACCCAACAGUUUUAGAUACUAUACUCCGUCAUCUUCGUUCGACAUGCAAGUAUUAUACCGGGUUCCCAAAAGAUCUUGGGCCUUCCAGGGUCAUACAUUUUACAUCUGAACGUGAGUUUGUCCAGCUCCUUCAUGAAGGCUAUCCAGUUGUGGUUGCUUUUACGAUCAGGAGUAACUACUCAAAGCAUCUUGACAAAGUAUUGGAGGAAGCUGCGGUAGAGUUUUAUCCGAAUGUGAAAUUUAUGCGUGUUGAGUGCCCAAAGUAUCCCGGUUUCUGCAUUUCACGGCAGAGGAAGGAAUAUCCAUUUAUCGAGAUGUUUCAUAGCCCAAAACAAGCAUCCAGCCAGGGAAAGAUUGCUGAUUCUAAUGUGACAAAGUACUCAGUGAAGGUUAUACCUUUUAACUAUGACACCAGUGCCUACGGAUUCAGGGAGUUUUUUAAGCGUCAUGGGAUAUAUGGUCGUUGAAUCAAAAGUAACACCAACACGUGGGUAAAGCGCAUUAAGCCUUUUUAAUUUAUUAUAUGUAAUUUGAACUGGUGUAUGCUGUACAUGGUGAGAUGGAAACUCCAUGUCUUUACGCCCGAUGAAAAAGUAGAUCCCAUACAGUGUAGUAUUUUAUGUGUUGGAAUAUACAAUCACAAGACUCUCCUGGCCUUGAAGAUGCCGGAGAACAGCUUGCUUAUGCUGCCGUCCUGUAGCCGACUGUGCUUCACCUGCAGAGCUGGGAACGCACACAAGAAGGCUACUGGGUUGUCACCGCUGUGUGCAUUUGCAGCAUCGGCAAAACCAGGUGAGGAAGGGGGUCGGCGGCUGUGAGAUUAAUCGGAGGGGCAGAAGAGGAAACCUUUUUUUUAUAUCUUUCUUUUUACGUGUCUUUUUGGUUAAAUUACAUUUUUAGGCCAACACACUCUUACAUCAUUGUGUACUAGAUAUGAUGUGAUAAGGAAAAUUAGUUAGACAUGGAAACUCCUAUUUUGACA
Molecule: messenger RNA, 1230 nt
Organism: Cucumis melo (muskmelon)
Lineage: Eukaryota; Viridiplantae; Streptophyta; Magnoliopsida; Cucurbitales; Cucurbitaceae
Exons: 7
Coding region: 242-715 (157 amino acids)
Source: RefSeq, a predicted model, not a curated record